Molecule: messenger RNA, 1621 nt
Organism: Etheostoma cragini (Arkansas darter)
Lineage: Eukaryota; Metazoa; Chordata; Actinopteri; Perciformes; Percidae
Product: alcohol dehydrogenase class-3-like
Exons: 8
Coding region: 216-1274 (352 amino acids)
Biological process (GO): formaldehyde catabolic process
Cellular component (GO): cytosol
Molecular function (GO): zinc ion binding; S-(hydroxymethyl)glutathione dehydrogenase [NAD(P)+] activity
Source: RefSeq, a predicted model, not a curated record
CCGCCGCACACGAAUCAUAAAGGAGCAGCACAGCAGACAGUCAGUUGAAUCAUCAAGAUAAGAAAGACAGCGGGUCAGUAUGACUUUAAAGACACCAAUUAAACGGCACAUAGUUAUUCCUCUGAUACUUGAUUGAUGUACGCUUUUGUAAAUAUUCCGAUAAUCAGAAUUAUUUUGUUCAAAUGCAGGCAGUUUUUUAGUUAAAACCACUCACAAUGUCAACAGCAGGUCAGGUCAUCCAAUGCAAAGCAGCUGUUGCAUGGGAGCCCGGAAAGCCUCUGUCCAUUGAGGAUGUGGAGGUGGCACCACCUAAAGUCCAUGAAGUGCGCAUCAAGAUAGUUGCCACAGGCGUGUGCCACACAGACCUGGCAUACCUGUACGAAGCUGGAAUAGGGAUGAAGUUCAGACCAUUCCCGUUGGUUCUCGGCCAUGAAGCAGCCGGGAGAGUGGAGAGCAUUGGUCCUGAAGUCACCAAAUUCUCACCAGGCGACAAAGUUAUUCCUCUUUUUCUGCCACAAUGCGGGGAAUGUAAAUGGUGUCGCAGUCCUAAAACCAAUCUUUGCAGGAAGAACUGCAAAAUGCAUAUCAAAGUAAUUUUUAAACAUGGCAGAGUGAUCUUGUCAGACAUCUUUCAAACAGCUUUCCGGUUGACUGACUCCCAAAGUGCGUGUAUCCAGGUUGAAAAAGGUUCCUCCUGUGCCGUGUUUGGCCUUGGAGCUGUCGGACUGGCAGCUGUCAUGGGCUGCAAGGUUGCUGGGGCAACCAGGAUCAUUGGUGUGGAUAUCAACUCUGCGAAGUUUGAGAAAGCCAAGGAGUUUGGUGCCACUGAAUGUGUCAACCCCACAAAAUUCAGCAAGCCCAUUCAGCAGGUUCUGGUGGAGAUGACAGACGGAGGAGUGGACUACGCUCUGGAGUGUGUUGGAAAUCCAGGUGUUAUGAGUGCUGCGUUCGAGUCUACGAUAGAUGCCUGGGGCACCUGUGUCAUUGUUGGGUGGACGGAGACGGAAGCAAUGAGCGUCGUGGUUGAAAACAUCCUUAUGGGACGCACCUUGAAGGGGACUUAUUUUGGAGGUUGGAAGAGUGUGGAGGAUGUGCCUAAACUGGUGGACGACUACAUGAAUAAAAAGCUGAAGCUGGACGAGUUUAUCACCAACAACCUCCCGCUGGAUCAAAUCAAUGUGGCCUUUAAAGAUAUAAGAAGUGGUAACGGAAUCCGUACUGUCAUCCGUCUGCAGCCAGAGGAGGCUAGUGGCUCAUAUAAUAUGAAGAAUUGAUAUUUUAUGUCAUUGUAAUAACGUUUUGCACACAACUCUGCAGUGUAUUUGUGAACAUGUCGAUGCUCUCUUUCUAAAAAAGAUGUUGACAAUUAAAAUGUUUUCCUUGCUUGAUAAGUGUCCACAUUAGCCACUAGAUGGCAGUCUUACAUCAGUGUUGAGCUUCAGCAUUUGUGUCCAUAAAUGCCAUUUAUCUUUAUAAAGUUACUUAUACCUGCAAAGGAUUCUGUAUUUUUAUUCAUAUUUACGUCUGAGGUUGUUUGUCUCUUGUUUAUCACACAUUUGAAAAAAGGGAGAAACCCGACUGAAUGCCCAGUGCAUUUGUGUGAAAUAAUACAGAAUGAAGU